UAUUUUCCGUCACCCAAAAAUCAACCUUACAAGAUCAACUUAAACCUCUCAAACUCAAACCCUCCAAUGGCUUUCCACUUCCGGCGACUUUGCUUCUUCCCACCUCUUCUCGUGGUGGUUCUCCAACUUCUGCAUGGCGUCUCCGGCCAGCUUGUUGUGGUUGAGGAACCUGUCUCUGCUCCUCCGCCUCCAUUAGUUGUGGUUGAGGAACCUGUUUUUGCUCCUCCGCCUCCACUAGUCGACCAAGGUGGCAGUGAUGGCGUUGUGCCGGCACUAUUUGUCUUUGGAGACUCUCUCAUAGACAAUGGGAACAACAAUAAUAUCCCUUCCUUUGCUAAAGCCAAUUAUUUCCCUUAUGGCAUCGACUUCAAUGGCGGUCCAACCGGUCGUUUCUGCAAUGGCUUAACCAUGGUCGAUGGGAUUGCUCAACUAUUGGGGCUCCCAUUGAUUCCGGCGUACUCCGAAGCUAUCGGAGAUCAAAUGCUCCGUGGUGUCAACUACGCUUCCGCAGCCGCCGGGAUUCUUCCUGACACUGGAGGAAACUUCGUGGGGCGCAUACCGUUCGACCAGCAGAUCCAUAACUUCGAAACAACGUUAAAUCAGGUAGCGAGCAAGUCUGGUGGUGCAGUGGCCAUUGCAGACUCAGUGGCUCGAAGCUUGUUCUUCAUCGGAAUGGGAAGCAAUGACUAUCUCAACAAUUACUUGAUGCCCAAUUUCCCUACCCGUAACCAAUUCAAUGCACAACAAUUCGGCGAUCUCUUGGUUCAAAACUACGCCAAUCAGCUCACCAGGCUGUAUAAUCUAGGUGGUCGAAAAUUUGUAGUGGCUGGAGUUGGAAGAAUGGGAUGCAUUCCGAGCAUUCUUGCUCAAGGAACCGACGGUAAAUGCUCAGACGAAGUGAACCAGCUUGUUCUUCCUUUCAACACAAACGUCAAAACAAUGAUCUCUAAUCUCAACCAGAAUCUCCCCGACGCUAAAUUCAUUUACCUCGAUAUCGCUCAUAUGUUCGAAGACAUCAUCGCUAACAAAGCUAGUUAUGGGUUUACUACUUUAGACAAAGGAUGUUGUGGGAUAGGACGGAACAGAGGACAGAUCACUUGUCUUCCCUUUGAGACGCCUUGUCCUAACAGAGAUCAGUAUCUGUUUUGGGACGCUUUUCAUCCUACGGAAAAAGUUAAUCUCAUAAUGGCCAAGAAAGCGUUUGCUGGUGACCCCACGGUCGCGUUUCCUAUCAACAUUCAGCAACUGGCUAGUCUCAACUAGUAGAGACAUAGCGAUUAUGAAGCAAUCAAGAAGAAAUAUAAACUUCGUACUGUUUUUGGUCUGUUUAGUUUGUUCUUGUAACGUUUUUUGACUUUCGUUCGCAACAUUAUAAUCAA
Eutrema salsugineum is the source of this 1379-nucleotide messenger RNA. RefSeq names its product GDSL esterase/lipase At1g71691. The record is from RefSeq and is a predicted model, not a curated record. The transcript is spliced from 5 exons. The coding region runs from base 67 to 1263 and encodes 398 amino acids. Lineage: Eukaryota; Viridiplantae; Streptophyta; Magnoliopsida; Brassicales; Brassicaceae. Gene Ontology annotation, molecular function: hydrolase activity, acting on ester bonds.